Molecule: messenger RNA, 663 nt
Organism: Anisakis simplex (herring worm)
Lineage: Eukaryota; Metazoa; Nematoda; Chromadorea; Rhabditida; Anisakidae
Source: the annotation of a GenBank genome assembly
AUGAAUGAGUCUGAAAACGAUUUGGAGCCAUUUUAUGAGCCACUUGGACUAUACAUAAGGCCAUGUGCACGUUUGAAUAUCUCAUUGACACUACCUCCUCUUAAGCAGCCCGGCCAGUCCAUAUCGAAUUGGGACCUAAUGGAAAAAAUCAAAAAAGCUAUUGUACCUGUUCAGCUAGUUCAAUGGGCAAUCCGAAUUCAUUUGUUAUCAUUGCAGUUAUCGUCGAUUCGUGUGACGUUGAGCACUAUGGAAAUGGUUCGAUUUGAAGCAGAAUUACCGAAUCGGAAAAUGCUUCAUAAAGUUGAUAUUUUAAUGCAGUCAGAGGAGAGCGAGAAAGACGAACUGGACACCAGCAAAAAAGAUAGUGUAUUGCCAAGUGAAAAGUUACUGAAAGAGACCUUCGAGCAGUUCGGUCGAGUACGUUGUGUUGAUAUCCCGUCAUGUGAUCCAUAUCGAAAACAGAUGCCAUCAAGCAUCUCCGAUGUCAGUAUACCGAAUGGUCGAGUUGAAUUUGAGCAUCUGCAGGAGAUCUACUUCGAAGCGUACGUACAGUUUAUGGAGUAUAUUUCGUUUAUGCGUGCGAUGAACGCGUUACGAAAUAUGAAUCUAGUGAAGAAAAUGCCUGAUGGACGAUUGUGUGAAGCAUCGAUUAAGGUAACAUAG